GUGAGGGCCCACUCCCGGGCCGAACGGUCUUGGACCACGCUCACGGCAUCGACCAAAUGGAACAAGAUUUUCCCCUGAAUCAUGGUCCGUGCCACGAAAUCUUGGACCGAAUUGGACCGACUGCACAGACACGUCCCUUACACACUUAAAGUUCCUUCCCCGUCCUCCUCUUCAUCGCAAUCUGGAUCACAAUCCCCAUUCCUUCUCUCAGACAGUAACCCUAGCACAAAUUCACAAAUCACUCGCACCACCCAUCUCACGCGCCACCCAUCUCCAAGUCCAUGGCAUCAUCCUCGUUCUCAUCUACCACCGUCCCCCCGUCCUUGCUCCUCCCUCUCAUACCCUGCCCACACUGCGGAGACAAAAUCAUCAGCUAUGUUGCUAGACGCGGCCAGCAUCCAGGAACGAGGUUCUACAAGUGCUGCCACCACGAGGAGGGAGAUUGCGAUUUCUACGAGUGGCAGCCCGUCUAUGCCGCCAGGAAGGAAGUCACUGCAGCCAUCGCGGCGCACGCCGCUCCUGUUCAAGGCGCCGCAGCCGCAACAGUCCAGGCCGCGCCUCCCGCCGUCGACGAUGACAAGCCCCAUCCAACUUGGAGCCAUGAUUCGACUCCGCGCAACCAGGACGCAGUAGCUCCUGCAGGCUCGUACGCAGUUCAUCUUCCACUCGCCAACAUCAUGCUCGGAGUGGCUAACCUGAUGGUCUCAGUUUUAGUGCUAGCAGUUCUGCUCGCAGUCAUGGUCAAACUGUAUUUCGAGUAGCUGUUUUUCGGCUGCCGUUUACUGUACCCACUGGUUAGGUAGAAUGUAUUAAGGCAGAAUAUGCCAGGUUUAGUUAUGCAGUACCGUGUUUUAGGGCGUAUCUCUGAAUGAAGUUUCUGUAAGACCUUGCCUUUAAUUUUUCAAGUACCGUGCUUA
Molecule: messenger RNA, 917 nt
Organism: Lolium perenne
Lineage: Eukaryota; Viridiplantae; Streptophyta; Magnoliopsida; Poales; Poaceae
Source: RefSeq, a predicted model, not a curated record